AUGGUUCAGAUUAUUCGCAGCUUGACGAAGUUAAGAGAAUGGCGUUUGGCUCAAACACUUGCCCGGAGAAAGGUUGGGUUUGUACCCACAAUGGGUGCUCUUCAUGCUGGCCACAUCGAUCUGAUUCGUCAGUCGAUGGCCGCUACCCCCGCGACGGUGAUCUCCAUCUUUGUCAAUCCAAGUCAAUUCGCGCCCCACGAAGACCUGAGCAAGUAUCCUCGGUCUUUCGAAAAAGAUAUUGCGGAGAUCACUGAGGUUUCUCGAUCUGCUCGCCCCGAGGUUGAGCCUGUGGUUUUCAUGCCGGAAGUUGACGAGAUGUAUCCUUCUGGUAUUGAGCUCGAUCGCACAAAACAGGUGGGUGCAUUUGUCGAGGUAUUAGGCCUGUCGCAUCAGCUUGAAGGCCUAGUCAGACCUCACUUCUUUCGGGGAGUUGCAACAGUAGUGUCGAAACUGUUCAAUGCCAUUCAGCCCGACGUAGCCUUCUUUGGCCAGAAAGAUAUUCAGCAGGUCUCAGUAGUCCGUCGCAUGGUCAAAGAUCUCCUCUUCCCAAUUGAGAUCGUCAUGGGCAAAACCGCCAGAGAAAAAUCAGGGUUGGCCAUGAGCUCGCGAAACCAGUACCUUGAUCCAGAAACUCGACAGAAGGCUACUGUUCUUUAUAGAGCACUCAAAAAUGCCGAAAAUGAGUACAACGCUGGAGAGACAAGCUCAAAAGUCCUCGUCGACAUCGUGAAGAAGACUUUGUCGGCCGAGCCUGUCGUUAAAAACAUCGAAUAUGUCGAGAUCACUGACCUGGAAAGCUUGAGUCCUCAGGAAAACGCUCGUCCAGGCUCAGUUCUGAGUGCUGCCAUUGCACUCAACUCUGCGGCUGGAACGCCCCUUCGCAUUUUAGAUAACAUCAUUCUGUAA
This is a messenger RNA of Wickerhamiella sorbophila, 906 nucleotides long. RefSeq names its product Pantothenate synthetase. Gene Ontology annotation, biological process: pantothenate biosynthetic process. Bases 1 to 906 code for a protein of 301 amino acids. The transcript has a single exon. The record is from RefSeq and is a predicted model, not a curated record. Gene Ontology annotation, molecular function: pantoate-beta-alanine ligase activity. NCBI's taxonomy places the organism in Eukaryota, Fungi, Ascomycota, Dipodascomycetes, Dipodascales, Trichomonascaceae.